CCCUAAUCUGAAACGCUGCGCCGUUUAUGUUAGUUUUAAACUCUUAGUGUCCGGAUUAAGGAUUUCAGUUAUCAUUUUGUUUCGCUUUAGGGGGAGAGGAAGCCAAAUGGGUAUAUUGUACUCAGAGCCCAUGUGUCAAGCAGCCUAUGAAGAUGAUAUCCACAAGGUGCGAGAACUGAUCUCGGCCGAUGCUGGAAAUGUAAAUGUUCAAGAUGAGGGUACUGGAGACACACCAGUCAUGGCCGCCUGUAGGCGUGGAAAUCUCAGGAUCAUCAAAUACCUUCUAGAUCACAAUGCUAAUGUGUCCAUUAGAAAUAAGAAAGAAAGAACUUGUUUGCACUAUGCUACGAGAAGAACGUUUUCUUUCCUGGACUACCUGAUGAUUGCCAUUUUAAUGCCUAUCCUGUUAAUUGGCUAUCUCAUAAUGGAGGAGAAACAAAGAAAAAAUGUGAAAUUGAUGGAGCUUGUGUUGGCCAGUAAAGUAGACAUAAACGCUGUAGACUAUAAAGGGAACACAGGACUUCACUAUGCUUGCCAAAGAAAAAGUCAAAGGAUCAUUCCAUUGUUAUUGAUGAAAAAUGCAGAUGUUUCAAUACAGAACAAAAAUCAUGAAACACCACUAGAUAUUGCUAAGAGACUACAAUUCCACAAAAUUGCUGCAAUGUUAACAAAAUCAAGUUGAAAGUAUUAAUGGAGGACAAAAGGGGACAAAUACUUGCUGCAAAAGUGGGAUCCUUGACAAUUAACCUGCCG
Messenger RNA from Myxocyprinus asiaticus (Chinese sucker), 753 nucleotides. Its product is annotated as ankyrin repeat domain-containing protein 22-like. The transcript is spliced from 6 exons. The record is from RefSeq and is a predicted model, not a curated record. Lineage: Eukaryota; Metazoa; Chordata; Actinopteri; Cypriniformes; Catostomidae. The coding region runs from base 107 to 682 and encodes 191 amino acids. Gene Ontology annotation, molecular function: protein binding.